Messenger RNA from Staurois parvus, 330 nucleotides. The record is from the annotation of a GenBank genome assembly. Lineage: Eukaryota; Metazoa; Chordata; Amphibia; Anura; Ranidae.
AUGCAAGUGCCGGUUCUCGGCUGCACUUUCCUCACGCUGUCAGAUCGUGAGGAAAGUACUGCCGAGAACCGGCAGUUGUCAGAGCGGGGAUCGGCACCGAUCAUCAGGGUACUGAUGAUCAGUGCCCUGAUGAUCGGUGCCCAGCAGUGCCACCCGCAAGUUCCGCCCACCUGUGCCCAGCAAUCACCCACCUGUGCCCAGCAGUGCACCCACCUGUGCCACUCUGCAGUGUCACACACCUGUGCCCAGAAGUGCCACCUACCUGUGCCCAGCAGUGCCACCCACCUGUGCCCACCCACCUGUGCCCACCAGUGCCACCCACCUGUGCCC